UUAUGAGCAUGCGUGUGUUUUGCGUGGAGCGUGUUUUCUGCCUGUGCUUCGGCAUAUCACACGUCUGUUGCCUACUACUUAUGUGCCGGUGCGAAAGGGUUCUGACCCAGCGGGCUAGUGACACCUCUACUCCCCCUGUGAAAGCCACUGAAGGAACAGUGUACUGGAUCUGUUCCACUCUGGACCUGCGGUCAAACUACAGGCCUAUCCCAGCUUUCAAGCAUCGCCAUGGAGACUCUGCGUCUAUCUGCCGUGUGGUUAUGCCUGCUGGUUGGCGUGUGUCAUGCUGCGGCCCCAGCAGAGGAAGAGAACCCAGAGUUCUGGAGGAAACAGGCCCAGCAAGUUCUUCAUUCAGCCCUCAACCGAGAGCUGAACACCAAAGUGGCGAAGAACAUCGUGCUCUUCCUGGGUGAUGGGAUGGGCAUCACCACCAUGACUGCAGCCCGCAUCCUCAAGGGUCAACUGCAAAACCGGACAGGAGAGGAGACGGUCAUGACCAUGGAUACAUUCCCCCAUGUGGGCCUGGUCAAGGUGUACUGUGUAGACUUCCAGAUUCCAGACAGCGCAGCCACAGCCACAGCGUACCUGUGUGGCGUCAAGUCCAACCUGAACACAGUUGGGGUGAACGCGGCCGCGCGCAACGGGGUGUGUCGUACGCAGAAGGGCAACGAGGUCACCUCCAUCCUCAAGUGGGCCAAAGAUGCAGGGAAGUCGGUGGGCAUCGUCACGACGACCCGGGUGCAGCACGCCACUCCGGCGGCGUCCUACGCCCACAGCGCCAGCCGGAAGUGGUACUCUGACGCGGACAUGCCCGCGGCCGCCAAGCGGGAGGGCUGCACCGACAUCGCCUCUCAGCUGCUCAACAACACGGACAUCGACGUGAUCAUUGGAGGGGGGAGGAAGUACAUGACGCCCAAGGGCACGAGGGACCCUGAAUACCCAAAGGACCUUACCGCGGUGGGCCGAAGGACCGACGGGCGGAACCUGAUCUCGGAGUGGCUGAAGAUGAAAGAGGGGAAGGUUGCGCGGUACGUUUGGAACCGCACUGAUUUCGACGCUGUUGACCCUGCAACCACAGAUUACCUCAUGGCCUUGUUCGAACCUGGCGACAUGCGCUUUGAGGUGGAGAGGGACCCUGCAAUGGACCCCUCCAUCACCGAGACCACAGAAAAAGCCAUCCAAAUUCUGCAGAAAAACCCCAAGGGAUUCUUCCUGCUGGUGGAAGGCGGGCGAAUCGAUCAGGGGCACCAUGCCAGCCGGGCGUCCAUGGCGCUGCAGGAGGCGGUAGCGCUGGACACCGCCGUGGCGCGCGCGCUGGAACUGACGCGCGAGGACGACACACUCACCCUGGUCACCGCCGACCACUCCCACUCCCUCUCCUUCAACGGCUACCCGUUCCGAGGGAACAGCAUCCUGGGAAAAUCUCCGCUGUUUGGGACCGACAACAUGCCCUACACAACACUGAUGUAUGGAAAUGGACCAGGACACAAAAUUGUCAACAACACGCGACCCAACAUCAGCAAGGUUAACACAGGCUCUAAGGACUACGUGCAGCAGGCGGCCGCCCCGCUGGCGAAGGAGACGCACGGAGGGGAGGACGUGGCCGUCAUGGCGCGAGGCCCCAUGUCUCACCUGUUCCACGGGAUUCAGGAGCAGAGCUACAUCCCCUACGCGCUGGCCUACGCGGCCUGCAUCGGGCAGGACCAGAGCCACUGCCUGUUCCAGCAGCCCUCCCAGCCCACGCCCACCGCGACCACCCCAAAGAGCUCCGCCCCCGCCACGCCCUCCGCUCACCUGGCUGCUGUUCUCCUGAGUGCCCUGCUGGCUGCCUCACUGCACUGAGACACAGCGGAACACGGAGGGGGACACGUUCUUCCACUGGCACCUGUGGAUCUCGCAAAGCACUGAACUCUGAACACUUCUGUUUUAAAAAUUUCAGAUUAAAAGCUGUUAAAUAGGAAAUUUAGUAAUAAACAUUAUAAUAAGUUUUAUAAAUCAUUUUGUUGAAACAUGUUUUUUUAAUAAACCCAGGAGAUCUCUCUGUU
Anguilla rostrata (American eel) is the source of this 2045-nucleotide messenger RNA. RefSeq names its product alkaline phosphatase 3 (gene alp3). NCBI's taxonomy places the organism in Eukaryota, Metazoa, Chordata, Actinopteri, Anguilliformes, Anguillidae. The coding region runs from base 229 to 1842 and encodes 537 amino acids. Gene Ontology annotation, cellular component: plasma membrane. The transcript has 13 exons. The record is from RefSeq and is a predicted model, not a curated record. Gene Ontology annotation, biological process: dephosphorylation. Gene Ontology annotation, molecular function: alkaline phosphatase activity.